GCGCGAGCGAAGGUAAACAAAGGGUGACAUCGGAAAAUCUGUGAAAUUCUGGAGUAAAUUACAACUUUUCCCAUCUUUUGUGCUUCUUUCCACCCUCAUCAUGUCUGGCUACACAGAGGAGUACAUCCGGCAGAAGCUAACCGAGCGCCUGGAAGCCACGCAUGUGGAAGUGAUCGACGAGUCGGACGGUUGUGGAGGCAAGUUUCGAGCGAUCGUAGUAUCACCGCAGUUCCAGAGUAAAGCACUGCUUCAACGCCAUCGCCUCGUAAAUGCUGCCCUUGACGAGGAGCUGAAGGCAAUCCACGCAUUUUCACAGAAAACAUACACCCCAGAACAGUGGGCCAAAGAAUCCAGUGGAGAGCAGCAGUAAGACGAGAUCCGUAAUAUUUUUCAAACCACCAACCAACACAAUCAGCCAGCAAUUGCCACGAACACCAUGACCGACCCAACGGCAGUGAAACAGUUUGAAGUGUCCGCACCCGGUAAGGUCAUCUUGCACGGUGAACAC
Anopheles darlingi is the source of this 508-nucleotide messenger RNA. Its product is annotated as bolA-like protein 2. The record is from RefSeq and is a predicted model, not a curated record. Lineage: Eukaryota; Metazoa; Arthropoda; Insecta; Diptera; Culicidae. Bases 101 to 370 code for a protein of 89 amino acids. Gene Ontology annotation, cellular component: cytosol; nucleus. Gene Ontology annotation, biological process: intracellular iron ion homeostasis. The transcript is spliced from 3 exons. Gene Ontology annotation, molecular function: 2 iron, 2 sulfur cluster binding.